AUGUGGGAGACCUUUACUACAGAUCUCCUAGCCAACACUGGUUCACGAAAUGUGCUCGGUCUAGCGUCGCCCGCCUCGAACAUCGUCAAGCAUGUCCGCCAAAUUAACCUUCUGGACCGACCAAAGGCGUUCAAAGAAGCGGACCAGCUGCCACAAUUGCUGGCUGCCAUCCCUCGCGGUCAACUAUGUGGCUUCAAGAGCGGAAGUGGGGUACCUAUCAGUACGCUCGAGCUCCUACUGCAGAUACACCCGGAACUCGAACAUUUUAUCAUCCCUGGUACCCAGAUGUCGCAGAUAUUACAGUCGCCCUGGACUGGUUCAUCCUUAUCAAGCCUCACCCGGACGGAAGUCUCACCAAAUACUAUCACCCCACGAGAGUUUCGGGAGCUAUGGGUGCGAUGUCCUAAGCUGACGCAUAUCCGUAUGAUGCAGAGUGAAACUGUCACGUCGACGUCAAUCAACUUGGACGAAGGUUAUUUCGGGGUCGAUACAACAUCUGCAGUCUCACAAGGUGGAUCAGACACGACGCAGUCGGACACGGUCAGCCUUCGACUAAGCAGCCUUCAUAUCGGUGCUCUCAUCCUCCCUGCGACUUUUGGCACCAUGUUCCAGCGGAUAGACAUCAUUGCUCUUACCGAACUCGUCCUCGAUGGUACCGCACGCGUCGCUAAACUCUUGGAGUCCAUGGGCUCGGACUUCCAGAAGCGAGAACCCUCUCUGAGGAAGCUACGGCUUUCCAAGAAGAAUGAGGGAGAGUCAAAUCAGACCAAAUCGCAACUACAGCUGUUCCUGCUCUCCUUCCACGGACUACGCCAGCUACACUUCGAGUGCAACGACUGCACCAAGAUCGAUGUGGAUGCCAUUAUCAACCACGGAGAGACACUCACUGAUCUACUCGUCGUCAAUGGAGGUAUGCAUCGGCAAGAUGCGACUAAAUGUAUGAGCGCGGAAGAUCUGCGGAAGGUCGCGACCGCAUGUCCGAAUCUAGAGCAACUAUGCCUCAACCUAUACGAGAUCGAUCCGGAUACACCAGAAGGAGACUUCCUCGGCCCGAAAACGUCCGUACCUUCAGAAUCGACAGAGUUCGAAAAGGCUUUGAGCGCUAUCGCCAGCAUGAAAGCGUUACGGCUACUACGCUUGACGAACCCGCCCAACUAUCGCAAAGCUUAUCACCGCCAAGGAGAGUUCAUGCGCUUCUUCCGUCGAUCACUUGAGAGCGGAGAGCAACGCUACGCGUUCCAAGCCCGAGCGGACAGCAUCGUGCGAUACAUGGGUGACCGUGGCUCGAACAUCAAGCUCCUCGCAUUCUCUCCCAUUGGAUUGCUGACAAAAGCUGCCACGGCGGACAAGAACGGCCAUGUUUGGCCCGAAUACUUCUACUCCUGCGAGCGGAUGAAGGGAAAUCGAGGUACGGAGAUCUCAAUCGCGAGGGCAGUGAGGGACUGGAAGGCAGAGAUGCCGGAGGCUACUAUCUUAAACGAGGGAUGA
Molecule: messenger RNA, 1488 nt
Organism: Alternaria infectoria
Lineage: Eukaryota; Fungi; Ascomycota; Dothideomycetes; Pleosporales; Pleosporaceae
Exons: 2
Coding region: 1-1488 (495 amino acids)
Source: RefSeq, a predicted model, not a curated record